CUCUCCACCUGCUUCUUUACCUUAAAUUCUCCCACCUAUAUAAACUCCUCCCACAUCUUCUUUUAGUUCAUCCACACUCAUCUCUUCCCGCAAUUUUCUCCUUUAUCAAACAUCUCAAAUAUGGCGAUAAACGGCUUUUCCUUAUUGGCACUUAUGGUCGGAAUCUACUACUUCGUCACCAAUACCGAUGCCUUCACAGCUUCCGGCUGGAGUCGGGCGUUCGCCACCUUCUAUGGAGGCAGCGAUGCUUCCGGAACCAUGGGGGGUGCUUGUGGGUACGGCAACUUGUAUUCAUCUGGCUACGGGACUAGAACUGCAGCAUUGAGCACGGCACUGUUCAAUAACGGGGCGUCGUGCGGGCAAUGCUACAAGAUCAUAUGCGACUUCAAAGCUAAUCCGCAGUGGUGCAAGAGAGGCGUGUCAGUGACCGUCACUGCCACAAACUUCUGCCCACCAAAUUAUGAUCUUCCUAGCAACAAUGGUGGGUGGUGCAACCCUCCCCGCCAGCACUUCGACAUGGCUCAGCCCGCUUGGGAAAAGAUUGGCAUCUAUAGAGGCGGCAUAGUGCCCGUUCUCUACCAAAGGGUACCUUGCAAGAAGCAUGGUGGAGUGAGAUUCACCAUGAACGGUAGAGACUACUUCGAGCUGGUGUUGAUCAGCAACGUGGGCAACGCUGGAUCCAUUCGAUCAGUCAGAAUCAAGGGCUCAAAAACAGGGUGGAUGAGCAUGUCUAGGAACUGGGGUGCUAACUGGCAAUCCUACUCUUACCUCAACGGCCAAUCCUUGUCGUUCAUGGUCACCACCACCGACGGCAUUACCAAAACUUUCUCAAACGUUGUCCCCUCCAACUGGGCUUUCGGACAGACGUACUCUAGCCCAAUCCAAUUCUGAGCUCUAAAUGGGCUGGCAUCCCAGUUCUGGGCCGCGGCAUGCUUUUUUAUUUUUCUGAAAGCAGCCCGCCAAAAAGAAAAAUUAUAAUUGUGAAAUGUGUCGGGAGUGAGUCCAUGGACUCGGGGGCUGUAAGAAUUGGUUCAGACUGUAUUUAGCGAUUAGUUUCUUUGGUUUCAAAUGUACACAUCCA
Sesamum indicum (sesame) is the source of this 1081-nucleotide messenger RNA. RefSeq names its product expansin-A11. Gene Ontology annotation, cellular component: extracellular region. Gene Ontology annotation, biological process: plant-type cell wall organization. The record is from RefSeq and is a predicted model, not a curated record. NCBI's taxonomy places the organism in Eukaryota, Viridiplantae, Streptophyta, Magnoliopsida, Lamiales, Pedaliaceae.